AUGAAGGAGUUGCCUUGUAAGAAAGAAAUGAGUAAUUUAAAAAAACAAUUGAAUGAGAGAGUGGAAGAAAUAUUCAAAUUAAGAUGCCCAAGUGCUGAAUUCAUUGGUCACAUCAUAGAUUUAGAUGAAGCUAUUUAUUAUAUUCUAAAGUUAUAUCGAUCUCUAGGAGGAAAACUUAAAAAGAAAAUAUUUUUCAAAAUUUCUGUGGAUGGACGUGAAAUUAACAAAGUGAAACAAGUAGCCGUUGCAUUAGUUCCUCUUAAUUUAAGAGAUGUGUUUCCUUCUCAAGCUGUAUCCUCUGUCUUUUAUAUUGGAUUAUUUCAAAUGUCUGAAACAAAAGAGAGUAUUAAGGAAACCAUUGGAACAUUGACAGACGAAAUCAAAACUGUGUCACAAAAAACAUAUUUUGAAAAAUCUGAGGUUCAUUUGUUCUAUGUUUCAGACAUGCACAAUGUUGGAUUUACAUUUGAAUUUGAUAUUUGUCCAUACUGCAUGGCAAAAACUGUUGAAGAAUUUGGAGCAAACAAUCGAACAACCCUUGGAGGUUCCUUGCCAUUCAGUCCUAAAGAUUUAAUUAUGUGUGCUCUUCAUGUUAAACAGCGAUUAGUUGAAAAUACAAUUGCUUAUAUGGCUUCAAGUGGGCAAUACAAUAAUACCAUAUUGCAGAAUUUGCAAAAAUUAAAAGGAUUAGAGCAUUUUAAUUGGAGAGAGUUGAAACAACGAGUGACUGAAUAUGGUAUUUCACAAACGUCAGAAAGAGUUACUGCCAAAUCGAGCAUGCUGUCUGGGGAUCAAUGCAACACAAUUUUAAGUAAUGUUGAAGUGAUAGUGAAUGACAUCGAACAGCACACUAAGGAGAAAUAUUUGAAUAUUUUGAAAUUAUUAAGGAAUAUUAUAAUUAUCGUUGAGGCUAAACAAGAUGAUCCCAAUACCAAACAAAUACUUACACCAGACAGAAUCUUUAAAUUGGACAAGAUGAUCAUGGAGUUUUUAUGUGCUUGUUAUCGAAUAUGGAGCAAAGGUAUCAAAGCUCAUUAUUUUCAUUUUCUUACACAUCUUCCAUCUAUGAUGACAGAAUUGCUCGACGAUGACUUGUCCUUAUCUAUUUUAAGUAAUCAAGGGUUCGAACGUUCUCAUUUGUUUCACCAUGCCGUGUUUAAUAGAGUGAUUAAUAACGGUGGUGGUCGUCACAAAAUUCAUGUAACCAAACAAUUGCUGUUAUGGCAAUGGCGAAAAGUCCUGACUGCGAUUGAUAUAGGAGAGAAAUUUGGAAGUACUUAUUGGAAUGAAAAACGGCUCAAACAAAUUUAUUCAUGGAAUUCAAUUCACCUCAAAGAAGCACCUCAAGAAUUACACGAUUUGUAUUACGAUUUGGAUGAGUCGAAUGUGGAUCUUGCUACUUUGCAGCAAACUAUUUCUACAAGCUUUCAAGAACAAGAGCAACAAUCACAAAACACAGAAAAACAAUCAGAGAAAACGACAACCAAGCGAAAACAAGCAAAGAAUACACGACAAAGCGACCAGGCGACCAGUUUUAGUGGAACAAUGAGUACACAAGUUUCUCAAAAGAAACGAAAAUUUUAA
Naegleria lovaniensis is the source of this 1584-nucleotide messenger RNA. RefSeq lists its product as uncharacterized. NCBI's taxonomy places the organism in Eukaryota, Heterolobosea, Eutetramitea, Acrasida, Naegleriidae. The transcript has a single exon. The coding region runs from base 1 to 1584 and encodes 527 amino acids. The record is from RefSeq and is a predicted model, not a curated record.